This is a messenger RNA of Rhodamnia argentea, 1051 nucleotides long. RefSeq names its product protein PLANT CADMIUM RESISTANCE 10. The coding region runs from base 132 to 701 and encodes 189 amino acids. Lineage: Eukaryota; Viridiplantae; Streptophyta; Magnoliopsida; Myrtales; Myrtaceae. The transcript is spliced from 4 exons. The record is from RefSeq and is a predicted model, not a curated record.
GCCUUUACAAUCUUCAUUUUCAGUUUCCAGUUUCACCUUUUGCCUUCUUCUUCUGGUUCCUCCUCUGAUCGCCACGGAGAAAGAAAUUUCAGCAGCAGGAGUUUACCUGUAGGUGUCGAGCAGACGAGAGAAUGAAAAGCCAAAGCAGUUACGUGCCGCCUUCUUAUAUUCCAUUAGAUCAGUCUGAACCAGAAAUAGAGACUCUUCCAAGCAGUGGUGACCCAGCUAUUCGUCAGCCCAUAAGUGCUGGGCCAACACACUGGUCUUCUGGAAUCUGUGCUUGCUUUGAUGACCUGCAGAGCUGUUGUGUUGGUCUUUUCUGUCCUUGCUAUCUGUUUGGAAAGAACGCAGAGUUUCUUGGUUCUGGAACUUUAAUGGGUUCAUGCACAACCCAUUUCUUGCUGUGGGCUCUUGUCAACACCUUAUGUUGUUUGUUGACUGAUGGCAUCUUAUUGGGGCUACCUGGAUGCUUCGUCGCAUGUUAUGCUUGUGGCUAUCGAAGGGCCCUAAGAUCAAAGUACAAUUUGGAGGAAGCACCUUGUGGGGACUUUGUCACUCAUUUUUUCUGCCAUCUCUGUGCAAUUUGUCAAGAAUAUAGGGAAAUCCGUGAGCGAUCUGGUGAUGCAAACCCUCCUGAUCUUACAUUAGCAGUGGUCACAGCUCCGCCAGUGCAGACGAUGGACUCUCCUCCAAAACAGUAGGGGCUAUCUCUUAAAACCAGUCCUGCAGCAUGCCACUUCCUCCUGAAUUGACUUCACUUUUGGGGUCUCUCUUGAUACAUCUGUAUGGUGGCUCUUGUGAUUGUAUCCUUAGGUUAGAACUAACAUGAUGAACAAGCCACCCUUCAUGGAUCCUUAUUUUCUUUGAAGGCUUCGCUUUCUUGGGGCAUUAUUGUGGAGUUGUCUUGAGUCCUUUGCCAGGAGAGAAAGAAACAGAACCAUCAGUGCUCUUGAAUUCUAUUCGAUCAUUUGUACAUGAUGAUUUGGUUUGACUUGUGUCAUGGUGUUGUUUGGUUUUACUGGGAGCUUCAAAUCAAAGUAUCGUUGAUCUG